AGUCACAUCCUGCGUGCGUGCACGAUUUCUGCUCCUGGUUGUCCUGCUGCUGGUUGCCGCCGAAGAAGGAGAGUGUCCAGGGGUCACUUGCCAAAUCGACCUUGAAACGCUCUCUCGCCGUUGUACCCUCUUCGUUCGUUCACGUUAUCCACGAUUUGUUUUUACGGUUGUGUUAAAACGCCAAGCGUUAAAGAUGCGUGUUAGUGAAUUUUAGGUACUUGAUCCCUCGAGCUCUUUUUUUCUUUUUUUUUUUUUCGCGAUCCUGGGUUGCAGUGAUACUUAAAGUGCAUUGCUUACAAUAUUGCGUUGACAAUAUAGGAUUGUUUAUUACUUGUUAAGCGUUACUUUACAAACGGUACUUACGACUCCGGUGUCGACAAAGCUGUCACAUUGUUUAUUGACCCAUAGUCUUGUUUCUUAGUAUGACCUCAAGUGUUUUUUUCUAUUAAAGUUAUAUCUGUUAAUUGACUUCACAUCCAUCAAAUAUACACUCAUAAGAUGAGCGAAGACUUGGUAAAAGUUGCCGUUCGGAUACGACCAUUGGUACAGUCGGAGAAAGAAAAAGGCUGCCAGAUAUGUCUAAACGUCGUCCCUGGGGAACAGCAAAUACAAAUCCCAUCCACGGAGAAAGCGUUUACUUUUAAUUAUGUAUUUGCUCCAGAAUGUUCGCAGGAGGAAUUCUAUGAGACUGCCAUCAAGAACAUGAUUUCUAAUAUUUUUGAGGGGUACAACGUCACGAUAUUGGCAUAUGGUCAAACUGGCAGUGGAAAAACUUUUUCUAUGGGCACGAAUUACGACAAAAGUGACGCCGAUUGUGGAGUUAUUCCGAGAGCUGUUAAUGAUAUUUUUGAAAUAAUUGAGAAAAAAACAGACUGGGAGUUUAAAGUAACAGUAGCAUUCAUGGAGUUGUACAAAGAGCAAUUGUAUGAUUUAUUAUCAAAAAAGCCGCGCAACCAAUGUGUCCUCGACAUUAGAGAAGAUUUGAGAGGAAUUAAAAUUGUUGGUUUGUCGGAAAUUCCUGUGACAAACACUCAAGAAACUUUGCAAUGUCUAGCUGAUGGAUCAUCUAACAGAGCUACAGGAGCAACAGCUAUGAAUGUACAAAGUAGUCGUAGUCACGCUAUAUUUACUAUAUCUGUGCACCAGCAAAAGAAAAAUGAACCGAACUCAGCUAAAUUUGCAAAGUUCCACCUAGUUGAUUUGGCUGGCUCAGAGCGAUCUAAAAAAACUCAGGCUAUCGGAGAAAGAUUUAAAGAAGGAGUAAAUAUCAACAAAGGGCUUUUAGCUUUAGGAAACGUUAUUUCUCAAUUAGGAGAGGGUGGCAACUCAUCGUACAUUGGCUACCGAGAUAGCAAAUUGACCCGUUUGUUACAAGAUUCACUGGGUGGCAAUUCAGUCACGUUAAUGAUUGCGUGUGUUAGUCCAGCAAAUUAUAAUAUUGAUGAAACCACUAGUACAUUGAGGUAUGCCGACCGUGCUAAAAAAAUUAAGAAUAAACCAAUUGUUAAUCAAGAUCCUAGAACAGCUGAAAUUAUUAAUCUCAAGAAAAUCAUACAAGAGUUACGAACUGCUAUGCUAAAUUCUGAUAAUGGUGUAAGUUUGUGUCCACCAGAACAUUCGGAAUUGGAAGACAAAGUAAAGUCUCUGCAAAGAAAAUUGAGAGGAGUAACAGAAACACUGAGUGCCAACCUUAUGGAAAUGGUCAAUAUGCAUGAAUUGGCUGAGUUAACAGAACAAUCUCGAGAAGUAAUGAAAAAUGCUAUAGCUUCACUCUUGGAAGAUUGUGAAAGUCUUUUGAAAGAUUUUCAUGAAAAUCCGAAAAAUGUUGAAAGUUACAGAGGAAAGCUGGAAAAUAUUUGCAUGAAAAUCAUAGAUUUACAAAAAGAACAAAAGAAGGCAAAUGAUAUGUUAGUAACUCAUGAAUUGUCCACUGAUUCGCCUAGUAAUAACACUGGCAACUCGGAGUCCAUGAGUAAUAGUAUAGAAGAAAGCAGUUUAAUGAACGAAACGUAUGAUUUGGACGAGAAGCACGAAGAACAUACUCUUCAACAAGCUGGAAGAGUCGAUGAAGUACAAUAUAUAAAUAAACAGUUGGCAAUCAAAGAAGAAUUGGUCUCUAAUCUUAUUAAAAAUUCAUCGCAAAUAGCAGAGUACCAAAAAGAGCUCGAAGAAAUGGAAGAUGAGAUAAAGACUUUGGCGAAAGAAAGGGAUGAAUUGCAGCAAGCACUGCGUAAUGCACAAACGAGCAAUACUAGCGCAAAAAUUGCAGAAACGAGACGAAAAAAAGUUCAAGAACUGGAGAAAAAAAUUGCAGACUUACAUCGCAAGGUACUGGAGCAAAAUAAAGUGAUUAAAAAUAAAGAGAAAUCCGACGAAAAGAUAAAAAGCUUGAGCAAUGAAAUAUUGAGUCUGAAGCAAACAAAAGUUAGAUUAAUUAGAAACAUGCGUUCUGAAACCGACAAAUUUAACAAGUGGAAGAGAUCAAGGGAACAAGAACUCUACAAAUUAAAAGAUCAAGAUCGAAAACGUCAAAAUCAAAUCACCCGUCUACAGUUAGAACACAACAAACAAAAGAACGUUUACAAGAGGAAACUGGAAGAAGCACAAGCUAUUCAGAAACGAUUAAAGGAUGCCCUGGAUUUGCAAAAAAAAGCUGCUCAGCGUCGUGAAAAAGCUACUGCCAACGUCAAAGAAGAUGUGCUUUCUUGGGUGCACCAAGAAUUUGAGGUGCUAUUGAGCACAGUGGAUGCUGAAUAUACUCUUGAAAAACUUAAGAAAGAUAGAACAGCCAAUGCGAAUCGGUUAGCAGAACUUCAACUACACAAUGAAUCAGACAGCUCUUUGUCGAACCAAGCAGAAAUCGCUGAUUUGAUGGAGUAUGUUGAAACACGAAACACACAAAUUAAAGAUUUAGAAAAGCAUAUUGCUGAAUCAAACCAAGAUAACAGAGCGAAAAAUAGAUGGCAUGCAAUUUCAACAAUAGCAGAUUUUAAAAUGGCCUUGAAAACUUUGUUCGAAAUAGUCGCUACCAAUAGACGGGAACAAAUUACAUUACAAUCGACGUUGGAAGAUUUAACGGAUCAAAUUGAGAAGCUAAAGAAUGAAAAUGAAGAAAUGCAAAAGUACGACUUGAGAAAUUCAAGGAAUUUGAAAUUCCGAAAAGAAUAUUUGAACGAGUCCAACGGUAAAGAAUUAGUUAGUGACUCUGAGAAAGAUAAAAAAAUAAAAGAGCUUGAAAACCAAAUAGAAGAAUUGCAACAGAAGGUUUUGACUGAGAAGGAUUGUAAUGUCCCAGAUGUAAAGCUCAAGCUCAGACAAACUAAAUCUGUGCGCGAAGAAAACGAAGAGUUAGAUUCAUUCGUUCUAACUGAUGAAAGUGCGUUUGAAGAUGAUGUGGAAAACGAUCCAGAUUGGAGGAAAACUCCUCUGUUCUCUAGACUUAGAAAUCUUGAGAAAACAAAUCGAAAUAACACGAGGGAAAGCAAAGCGGGCUUGAAGCGGUCUUCACAAGGAGAUAUAAAAUGUUCCUGUAAAACGCAAUGUAACUCUCGUUUGUGUUCAUGCCGAAAGAAUGGUAUUACUUGUGAGAAUUGUAACUGUAAUCCCAGCAUUUGCCUUAACCGGAAUCCCGAUAACACUCGACGCACAUUAUUUUCGGACGCGGAUCAAGUAAAGGAGUCUACAUUAGAAACGAAAAAAGUCAAGUUAGAAAUUACUAGUGAUUAGUAAAAGACAGGGACUGUCACCAUAAUGAAUCACUUGAUUUAUGUAAUUAACGUAAUCAUUAAAAAUCGUUGUAAUAGUUUAAGUUUUCAAGUAAUUUAUAAAGUUCAGACAUGCAUAGUAAUAAAACAUUAGUGCUUUAAAAAAGAUAUACUGUCUAUUUAUGGCAACACUAUAAAACACAAUUUUAUCUAUUUUGACGUGAAAAUAAAUUAAUUUUACAUAUGCAAUUACCAAAUGUACCAUGGAUCAAAUUUUAAAAAUAU
Messenger RNA from Copidosoma floridanum, 3989 nucleotides. RefSeq names its product kinesin-like protein 3A (gene Klp3A). The record is from RefSeq and is a predicted model, not a curated record. Gene Ontology annotation, biological process: spindle elongation; microtubule-based movement; mitotic spindle organization. Gene Ontology annotation, cellular component: microtubule associated complex. Lineage: Eukaryota; Metazoa; Arthropoda; Insecta; Hymenoptera; Encyrtidae. Gene Ontology annotation, molecular function: microtubule motor activity; microtubule binding; ATP binding.